GCGGUUGUGCGCACACACCGUGCAUAAACAUGACUAGGGCCAUUAACCUACUUCUCAUACUCAUUCCCAUAAUAGUGCAGUGUAUCAACGUCAAAACAUACUUAGAAAAUAACACCGUAACUAACACAUCCAUACAAAACUUUGAAAAAAGUGCAGUGCAAACAGUGAAUUUGAAACCAUUCAAAUGUCAAACCGAUUUUAUUUGGCGGCGAUUAGAUAAUUUAAAACAGUGGAAGCGGCGACGGAGGCUUCGGAAUUUACCAUUAUCUACAACUUCCGAAAGGCGUAGCUUCAGGGUGAAAAGACGAGCGUUGGCGUUGGUGGAUGAGGUGCCGAGAGUGGUGUAUAACAGAGCGAUUGGUGCGAAGGAAAGGGAAUUGGAGAAGCUGCUGGUGCGGUUUAAGGCGCGGUGGCCGGUGGCGCGGUGGCGGUGGUAUGGCGCCUUCACGGAUGAAUACCUGCUGCUGAUCAACCCACACUGGCUGCAGUUCCCACCUCCGGACCCAGCCCACCAGUACGCCCUCGGUGGACUCUACAUCGCCAUGAUGACUGUCGGAUGUGUCGGCAACGCUCUCGUCCUUCUAAUGUACUUUAGGUGUCGCUCCCUGCGCACUCCAGGCAACAUCCUGGUGGCAAACCUGGCGCUGAGCGAUUUCUUCAUGCUGGCAAAGACUCCUGUCUUCAUUUUCAACUCCUUCAACCUCGGCCCUGCACUGGGGAAAACUGGGUGCAUAAUAUAUGGCUUCCUCGGCGGGUUGACGGGAUGCACGUCGAUCGCGACGCUGUCGGCCAUCGCGCUGGAUCGCUACUGGGCCGUGGUGCGGCCGCUGGAGCCAUUGCGCGCGCUCACCGCCGUGCGUGCGCGCCUGCUAGCCGUCACCGCCUGGCUCUACGCCGGCGUCUUCUCUAUCAUCCCCGCACUCGACAUCGGCUACGGACAUUACGUCCCCGAGGGCUACCUCACCAGCUGUAGCUUCGACUAUCUCACAGAAGACAAGGCGCCGCGAUACUUCAUAUUCGUCUUCUUCUGCGCGGCCUGGCUUGCCCCCUUCUGCACUAUUUCGUUCUGCUACCUAAGCAUAUUCCGAGUCGUAGCUUUCGACAGAAACGUCAGUGCCAAAAAUCAAGAACAACGACUGUCCUCCAGACACGUCAAAGAGCAAGCCAAACGUAAAGCCGAAAUAAAACUAGCAUUUCUUGUAAUUGCCGUCAUAGCCUUAUUCUUUAUAUCGUGGACGCCAUACGCCAUUGUAGCCCUUCUUGGAAUUUUCGGAAAAAAGGACCUUAUUACACCAAUAUCCUCUAUGAUACCCGCAUUAUUUUGUAAAACUACAGCCUGCAUAAAUCCCUUCAUUUACAUAAUAACACAUCCGAAAUUCCGUAGCGAGUUUAAGAAAAUGAUAUUCAAAGAUAAAUCUAAGAGAAUGAGUGGCACGAUGAAAACCAUCGGAUAUACUGAAGCUUCUAAAGUACACCGACCCAGCAGAGACUUGAGUGACACGGAUGUGGAAGUGGUAGAAAUGCAAGACAUACCGUACCUGAAUGAAGACUUGAAGGGGAAGGCGGUUGAACCUGUGAAUACGGUAUCAUCGCGAGUGUCGGAGCGGCUAGAAUCACAGCGGAGCAUGAGUAUGAAGAGCUUUGAGGAGAAUGUAGUCAGCCCGCCCUCUUGGUACGCGAAACCACAGUUCGCCAAAAAGAAAAGUUUUCACCGACGAUCAUCCAGAAGCAAAGUGUCAUCCAACAGCAAUAUUAUUUAAGAAUAUAAAAUGUGCAUUAUUUACUUAUAGUAGAUUACCUAAUUAGCUUCUAGUCAAAUCACUACCUAUGUCAACCAAUUGGGAAGUUUCUUAGGUCAAAGAUAAAUUAUGAAAUUCUGAUUAAGUACUAAAUAAAGACAGAU
Pectinophora gossypiella (pink bollworm) is the source of this 1903-nucleotide messenger RNA. RefSeq names its product opsin, ultraviolet-sensitive-like. Gene Ontology annotation, cellular component: membrane. NCBI's taxonomy places the organism in Eukaryota, Metazoa, Arthropoda, Insecta, Lepidoptera, Gelechiidae. The record is from RefSeq and is a predicted model, not a curated record. Bases 30 to 1760 code for a protein of 576 amino acids. The transcript is spliced from 3 exons. Gene Ontology annotation, molecular function: G protein-coupled receptor activity. Gene Ontology annotation, biological process: visual perception; G protein-coupled receptor signaling pathway.